AGGGGAAGAACUCUAUCUCCACAGAGGCUACAGCUAUUUAAGGAAUCAGUCAUGGCUGCAGAAGCACAGCACACUUGUUAUGAGGGUGACAAUGUCCACAUUUUCCAGUUCUAUCUGGAACACUCAGGAGAGCACAAGGCCAUUGUGCAGUGUGUUAACAAUCUCCUAGCAAGAGAAUUUAAAAGGAUUGGAGAGGGUAAAAGCAGCCUGGCUGUUCUUGGUGUUGGAAGUGGUGGAGGUGAGGUGGAUGCUCAGAUCCUCACGCUGCUGCAGUCUAUAUUCCCUGCUGUUCCUAUUACUGCUGACAUUGUGGAGGGCAGCUCUGAACUCUCAGACAACUUCAAAGCUUUGGUAGCAAAGACUGCCAGUCUUCAGAAGAUCCCAUUUGGCUGGCACAUCAUGAGCAGCGAGGACUAUGUAAAGCAAGUGAAAACGAAGGGCGAGAUGAAGAAAUUUGAUUUCAUACACAUGAUUCAGAUGAUCUAUUAUGUGGAAAACCUUUGUGAAACUAUCAGCUUUUACCACAGCCUUCUAAAAGCUAACGGCAGACUUAUGAUCAUCGUCGAAGCAGCCAACAGUGGAUGGGACACCUUGUGGAAGACGUACAGCAAGGAGCUGUGUGUAGGUGUCAUCAAAGAGUACCGUUCAUCAGCCGAGGUCAUUGCCUGUCUGGAGAGCCUGGGUCUGAAAUACGAUGAGCAUUCAGCUCCCAACGCCUUCGACAUUACCGAGUGCUUCAAUCCAGGCAGCUGCCAUGGAGAACGCCUGCUGAGUUUCAUGACAGGAAGCGACAAGUUCCACGAGUCCUUCACCCCAGAGAUCAGAGCGGGCAUGUUAGAUCUUCUAAGGAGAAAGUGCAGCACAGAGAAGGAUGGCAAAGUGUUGUUCAACAGCGAUCUGAGCUGCAUUCUUGUUCAUGCUUAAAUAUAUGCUGUGGAGAAGUGUCCAUCUAUUCCGAUGGAUCUUUAUUCUGUAAGUUUGUCAGAAAGAAUGAAUAAAAUCAAUAUAGUUCAGUUUAUCUCAAGUGAGUAAAA
Oreochromis niloticus (Nile tilapia) is the source of this 1034-nucleotide messenger RNA. RefSeq names its product histamine N-methyltransferase. The transcript is spliced from 7 exons. Gene Ontology annotation, molecular function: N-methyltransferase activity. The record is from RefSeq and is a predicted model, not a curated record. NCBI's taxonomy places the organism in Eukaryota, Metazoa, Chordata, Actinopteri, Cichliformes, Cichlidae. Bases 52 to 924 code for a protein of 290 amino acids.